GUUGGAAUAAGACUGGCACGUGGGAGUUUGUUGACGUUGCAAUUGCAUCUGGUUCCUUUUUUGUAAACUCUCCCGGCGAAGAAAAUCCGACCUCCGACGAACACCCGAUCGGUUUCUCCAAUCCUUGAUCGUGAUCGGAUUCAGAACCAAUCAUGAACGACGGCGAUAUAUCGAAGCAGAUCCACCAGAUGGUCCGGUUCAUCCGCCAGGAAGCAGAGGAGAAGGCCAAUGAGAUUUCUGAUUCCGCGGAGGAAGAAUUCAAUAUCACGAAGCUGCAACUAGUGGAAGCUGAGAAGAAGAAGAUCAGACAAGAGUUCGACCGCAAAGAGAAGCAAGUUGACGUCCGCAAGAAAAUUGAGUACUCCACGCAGCUCAAUGCUUCUCGAAUCAAGGUCCUUCAAGCUCAAGAUGAUUUGGUGAACUCUAUUAAAGAUGCAGCAUCAAAGGAGCUUUUGCGUGUCAGCCAUGACCACCAUAGCUAUAAGAAACUUUUGCAAGAUCUUAUUGUUCAGGGUUUGCUUAAACUUAAAGAGCCUUCUAUUCUGUUGCGCUGCCGGGAAAAUGAUGUAGAAUUGGUAGCAGAUGUCUUGCAGUCAGCCAAAGAGGAUUAUGCAGCAAAGGCUAGGGUUCACCAACCAGAGAUCAUGAUUGACAAAAUCUUUCUUCCACCUGCUCCUUCACAUCAUGGUGCACAUGGUCCUUCCUGCUCUGGAGGAGUUGUUUUGGCUUCCAGAGAUGGAAAAAUUGUCUGUGAAAACACUCUUGAUGCAAGAUUGGAGGUUUUGUUCCGUAAAAAACUCCCUGAGAUCCGCAAGCAACUCUUCGGAGCCCAAUAAAAGGGUGAAGCCGCUGGCAAACAGGAAAAUGGCAAUCAUCACCCCCAUCAACUACCUGCUAUAUUGCCCCCAGUUUGUACUCUCGUUUCGUCUUUCCCUUCGAGCCUUUCUUGGAAUAGAAAAUUGCAGGUUUACGCUUAGUUAUUUGAUCUUUCGCAAACCUCAUAUUGGUCUGCAGUAUUUUUUUUCUUUAUCAUGUUAGAUUUGAAGCCUGUGAUAUGUGUAGUAAGGAAUGAGUGUAGGUUUUGGACUAAGCAAAGAGACACACAAUAACACUAGUAUGCCAUUAUUUCUAAGUCUCAAUUUAAUUUAUUCAUGUUAAUAAUCGUGAAGCCCUUUU
Molecule: messenger RNA, 1176 nt
Organism: Cuscuta campestris
Lineage: Eukaryota; Viridiplantae; Streptophyta; Magnoliopsida; Solanales; Convolvulaceae
Source: the annotation of a GenBank genome assembly